AUGGUACCCUUCUCUCUGCGAAGUCUAGUGCACUGGUCAGCUCUGGCCCAAGUUCUUCUUGUCGUCGUCACUGCGAAAGAGACACCUGCAAAUCAUGUCAAUAAGUCGUUCAAGAUCACUCCUACUCCGCAAGAGCUGUCUUCCCACGGCCAAGCAAUAUCACUGUCGCAAGAACAUGUGACCCUCGUCGUCGGGAACACGACAGAUUCCAGCACACUUGACGUGAUCAAAACCAUCGUAUCCCUGGCUGGUGGAAAGGUCGGCGUUUCAUUCCCAUCGACAGGCAAAAGAACACAGAUUGUCGCGGUCACUCAAUCUGAGAACCAGCUUGCCGCUGAUCUUGCGAGAUCUCUCACCGGCAAGUCUGCGGAUGAUCUGCUCCCGGAUGGCUAUAUUCUCGCAACCGGCACACAUGGCGGACAAGCCACCAUCGUGCUCAAUGGCGUGGACAAGCGUGUUCACAUUCGCCUUGUCUCCCGGCCUGGAUCUGUGCUACUCGUCGAGGCUGACUUUGAAGCAACGAUCAAAAAGUUCGACCAGGCUCGCAUACUUGGCGUCAGAAGAUUCUAUAUCGCCUUUGACGAUAUACCCACCGUUUUCCACUGCGACUCGGACAAGGCAAAGCGGACGGAUGAAGGUGACUGGCACUGGCUCGCCGAUGCACAGGCUUACUAUCUGAACCCCGUCCAGGAGGAAUAUAUCAUCUCAAAUAGUCUGAACGAUCUUGAAACCCGGACAGGCGAAGCGGUGUUCAGCGAUCGAAUCAACAAGACCAGCGUUCAACAAGCGGACUCCACAUACGUGACCGACAAAUUGUUCCUGUGGGACAACUUUCCCGUCAACGACGGCAAACGCGAUCGACUGUUUCUCAAUCCACUCACUGAUCCCGGUGCUCCGGACCUUUACAAGUAUCUUCUUUGCUUUACUUCUAAUUCAAUGGAACAAGCCUAUGCCACGAUGCCUGCGCUUGCAAAUUAG
This is a messenger RNA of Penicillium diatomitis, 978 nucleotides long. RefSeq lists its product as uncharacterized. Bases 1 to 978 code for a protein of 325 amino acids. The record is from RefSeq and is a predicted model, not a curated record. The transcript has 3 exons. Lineage: Eukaryota; Fungi; Ascomycota; Eurotiomycetes; Eurotiales; Aspergillaceae.